AUGGAUGAAUAUAUAAUUAUCGGAAUCGACUUUGGCACCACAUACUCUGGUGUGGCAUGGGCAUACUCAAAUGAGCCCGAAGAUAUCGAGGUAGUAACUACAUGGGAGUCUGAGCUAAAUCAUUGUUCGGACCUCGAAAAGACACCAACUCAGCUUUCUUUCUGCAAAGGUGAUGACAAUAUCAAAUGGGGGUAUAACGUUCCUGCAAAUGGAGAAGUCCUUGAAUGGUUCAAAUUGCUUCUGCUCAAAGAGAAAGAUCUCCCCUUGGAUAUGCGCAACUCGCCUAAACUUAAUGAAGCCCGUCGCCUCCAAGAAGUAUCUAAUAAAGACGUCGUCGAUAUUGUAGCAUGUUUCCUGACCCAGCUUUGGAAGCACGCAUUGCGAUCAAUUGAGGAAGCGAACGGUGAAAACCUGCUUGAAAAGUGUCGUUUGUAUGUUGUCAUGACGCUACCUGCUAUAUGGCCUCACUAUGCUCAAGAAAGUAUGAGAAAGGCCGCCGAAAAAGCCGGCUUUCUUAGCAAGAGACACGCUGGCGAGACGAUUCUGAAGUUCGUCUCGGAGCCCGAAGCCGCGGCGUUGGCUACAAUUAAAGACCAUUCCAAGAAAUCUACUAUCCAGGUGAGUGAGAAUUCUUCUAGUAAGACAUUCAAGUCUUAA
Metarhizium robertsii ARSEF 23 is the source of this 657-nucleotide messenger RNA. Its product is annotated as actin-like ATPase domain-containing protein. The coding region runs from base 1 to 657 and encodes 218 amino acids. The transcript is spliced from 2 exons. NCBI's taxonomy places the organism in Eukaryota, Fungi, Ascomycota, Sordariomycetes, Hypocreales, Clavicipitaceae. The record is from RefSeq and is a predicted model, not a curated record.